AUGUCGGACCACGUUGAUGUGCUGCGGAGGAAGCUCAGCGACACGGAGGACAACUUCCGGAAGCGGCUUGCCGAGAAGCUGAGCAUGCACGACGUGUCAAUUAAGCUCAAGUCCGGAACAAAUUCUAUGUGGGGUAUCUACAUUGUGUACCUGUACAAUAAAGCCAGCUUAUGGAUUGAGCGCACCACGUCGAUGUUCCGUGUUAUGGCCCUCUUGGUUAUUGCGUUGCUCGUCAUUCUGGCUGUGCUGGUGCAACUGACCUUCUGCAGGUCCCUCCUGACUAGUUCUCAACUCGCAUCGCACAGGAUGUCGCCUCCCCAUGUGAUAGCACGCACGCUUAGUGUGAUAGAUGCCACCAAGGUCUCAAUGAGCAGGGCUGCGCCGCACGAGACCGUGCCGAGUGGUGGCACUGACAUCCCUGUGAUACAGGUCGACGUGCCCGCGAAGGAGUCACAGAGCGACGGCGCAUGUAGGCACUAG
Messenger RNA from Phanerochaete carnosa HHB-10118-sp, 480 nucleotides. RefSeq lists its product as uncharacterized. Bases 1 to 480 code for a protein of 159 amino acids. The record is from RefSeq and is a predicted model, not a curated record. NCBI's taxonomy places the organism in Eukaryota, Fungi, Basidiomycota, Agaricomycetes, Polyporales, Phanerochaetaceae. The transcript is spliced from 2 exons.